AUGACUUUAACUAUAGUACCAGAGGCCUUAGAGUACAAGGACCAAGGUAAUAAGUUCGUUGCAUCUAAGGAUUAUGGACAGGCCAUAGAAGCUUAUACGAAGGCAAUCGAGCUUGAUGGAUGCCAAUCGAUCUUCUUCUCCAAUAGAGCACUUGCGAAUCUCAAGCUGGAUAGGUUUCAAAGCGCGCUCGAGGAUAGCUCCAAGGCGAUCGAAUUAGAUUCAAGUAAUGUCAAGGGAUAUCAUAGGCGUGGGAUGGCUUAUGCAGGGUUGCAAGAUUUUAUUUCAGCCAAGCGAGAUCUUGAGGUGGUUCUACGGGUGAAGCCGGGGGAGGCGACAGCCAAACGGACAUUACUAGCUUGUGAAAGAAUGAUACGCCGGGAGCGGUUUGAGAAGGCUAUUAGGGCCUCGGGCGGGAAUGAGGAGCAGCAGCGGUUGUGUAAGACGUUGUCGUUGGAGAUGUUUGCAGGAAAUACGGAUGUUGGUAAAUAUGGAGGAAUAGAGUUAGAAUUGGAGCAGGUUAGAGAUGCGGCAGGCGGAGCAGCAGGCGUGCGGGUGUGCAAUAUGAGCCAAGUGUUCAUAUCUUAUGUGGUUAAUGAAGUGUUCUUGAAGGGCAAACGUCUGCCUAAGGAAUAUGUUGCGGGGAUCAUUUCGCAUGCGGAAAGUCUUUUUGCCGCGGAGCCUACGGUUGUAGAGCUUGAGAGCAGCCGACAUGGGAAGAAGAUUUCGGUUUGUGGAGAUACACAUGGGCAGUUGUAUGAUGUUUUAAACUUGUUUCGGCAGUUUGGCAAGGUUGAUGAGGACCAUACGUAUUUGUUCAAUGGAGAUUUUGUAGACCGAGGGUCUUGGUCUUGUGAGGUUGCGAUUUUGUUUUACUGUCUCAAGAUUUUAUAUCCUGAGAGGUUUUUUCUGAAUCGUGGUAAUCAUGAAACCAACAAUAUGAAUAAAGUGUAUGGUUUUGAGGAUGAAUGCAAGUACAAAUAUUCUCAACGGAUUUUUAAUUUGUUUGCCGAGAGUUUUGAAUCGUUACCUCUUGCGACUGUGAUCAAUGGGGAUUAUUUGGUAAUGCACGGUGGGCUUGUGAGCGAUGCGGAGGUGACGUUAGAGGAUUUAAAGGGUAUUGAUCGGUUUCAUCAACCGCCUCGUGAUGGUGCUUUUAUGGAAUUGUUGUGGUCUGAUCCUCAGGCUGCGGAUGGUUUAGGUCCGUCGCAGCGGGGGCUUGGGUAUGCGUUUGGUCCUGAUGUGACAGCGGCGUUUUUGGCCAAGAAUAAGCUGAAGAAGGUUAUGCGGUCCCACGAAGUACGGAUGGGUGGUGUGCAAUUUGAACACGGCGGUAAACUUAUAACUGUGUUUAGUGCUCCUAACUACUGCGACAUGCAAGGUAAUUUGGGGGGUAUUGUGCACGUUGUUCCAGGAGCAGGAAAUAAAGGUGAAUUGGGCAACGAUGAUGAGGAUUUGUACGUGGAGACCUUUUCUGCUGUGCAGCAUCCGGAUAUAAAACCCAUGGCUUACUCGAAUGGUGGCCUUGGUUUCUAG
Molecule: messenger RNA, 1533 nt
Organism: Eremothecium cymbalariae DBVPG#7215
Lineage: Eukaryota; Fungi; Ascomycota; Saccharomycetes; Saccharomycetales; Saccharomycetaceae
Gene: PPT1
Product: protein serine/threonine phosphatase
Exons: 1
Coding region: 1-1533 (510 amino acids)
Cellular component (GO): cytosol; nucleus
Molecular function (GO): protein serine/threonine phosphatase activity; protein binding
Source: RefSeq, a predicted model, not a curated record